GUAGAAGAAAGUAUGGGGUGUGAAUUGAACGAUUAUAAAGACUUCAUCAGUCGUCAGAUGAUGGUUAUAAUGGGUCAAAUGGACAAGGCAUCACAAAUUUUUCCGUAUCUUUAUCUAGGAACUGAAUGGAAUGCAUGUGAUUGGCAAUGGCUACAAAGUGUGGGGAUUGAAUAUAUUGUUAACGUUACGACUGAAGUGGAGAAUUUUUUUCCGGCUCGUUUGAAAUACUUGAAAAUUCGUGUUUGUGAUAAAGCGAGCAGUGAGCUGCUGAAAUAUUGGAAUCAAACGAAUCAGUUCAUCAAAGAAGCAAAGUAA
Molecule: messenger RNA, 315 nt
Organism: Anisakis simplex (herring worm)
Lineage: Eukaryota; Metazoa; Nematoda; Chromadorea; Rhabditida; Anisakidae
Source: the annotation of a GenBank genome assembly